Messenger RNA from Aspergillus affinis, 1761 nucleotides. RefSeq lists its product as uncharacterized. NCBI's taxonomy places the organism in Eukaryota, Fungi, Ascomycota, Eurotiomycetes, Eurotiales, Aspergillaceae. Gene Ontology annotation, molecular function: protein binding. The transcript has a single exon. The record is from RefSeq and is a predicted model, not a curated record. The coding region runs from base 1 to 1761 and encodes 586 amino acids.
AUGCCAUCUGCCAGCGUAAAUCUGGUAUCUCUUCCUGUCGAACUGCUGGAGCCAAUCACGCUCUAUUUAGAGUACGCAUAUGAGAUCAGUUCCCUCUCACAAACAUGUCGACGACUCCAUAGCGUCGCCAAUUACCAUCUUUUCAACUCUUUUGCCGAAGAUUGUUCGCCAGUUGGAAUUGAGCGCGUUGUGAAGAAUAACAACGUAGACGCACUACGAAAGCUCUUGGACAAUGGACUCCGGUUCGAAGAAUACUGGCGCGUAACCUCAGAGCCAACACCGCUCUACAUGACUAUUGAAGAGGACCUCGCAGGUGUUGCUGAGCUGCUGGUGGCCUAUAGUGAAGCCUUCGUAAACGGCUCCAAGGCAAUUAUAGGCACUUCAGGCUGUUUUCAACCCUCCAUGCCGGGCAUUCAGCACUACCUAACUGGGCUUAAGAAGACACUUCACCGCGCCGCACUCAAAGGAAGCUUAGGUGUUAUAAAAGCAGUCGCAUCUUGUAACACAAUAAAGGGGGAAAGGCUCGAUUCUGCUGUGUUUGGCGCGAUUCGGGAGGGCCAUCUAGCCUUGGUUAGGUACUUUCUCGAGGAGCACGAAGAGGACAAUGAGGAAGGUCCGAGGGCAUCUUUCAAGUUAUCAGGGUACCUCAGGUGUGCUGCAGGUGAAGGAAACAUGGAGAUACUAAAGUAUCUCGUGAAGGCUGGUGCUGAUCUUAAUGAUCUGUCAUUCCGGCGGGCUGCAAAUUCCCCUCUUGUCUUGGCUGCGCUCGAGAACCAGGGCGCGGUAGUACAUUAUUUGACGGAAAUCGGAAUGCGGUUCCCCUGUUUAACAGUUUCUGACAUAUUUAGUUUGUCGCACGAUCUCACAAAACCAAAGAGCAAGCUGACAAACGUUGUCCAGCCGGGUGAGCUAAGGAAAAUUGCUGCUGAUCCGCAGUAUGAUAGCCUUAUGAGCUAUAACAAAGGAAGAUUCUUGGAGGUAGUUGCCAGUUUCGAUGAUGUACCUCUUUAUAAAGAACUGAUGGGUCUUUCCGAUGAUCGCGAUCAUCUACAGUCAAGUUUUAGUAUCGCUCUUUCUAACGGAAAUUUUGCUUUUGCGCGAUACCUAGUCGACGAAAUGAGGAAGGAGGAAAUCUGGAACCGAUCAUGGUUCCAUCUCAUGUUCGCCACAUUGCGCGAUCGAAGUGUUCCGGGCUUUGAGAUAUUGCUUGAUUGUGGGAACCCAGGCCCACUAGAUCCUGAAGAAAGCUGGUUGAACCCCGUGCUGCGUUGGGCUAGAAAGUGUCCUGAGCUGAUGGAGGUCCUCCUACAACGUGGUUAUCUGGAUAAGAAUAAGAGAAAUGGGUCCCGCGCGAUCAAGGAAAUUCUUGUUGGCGCGUUUAAAGCCGGCGAUCAUGCAUUUGUUUGGCGUCUAAUGGAAUACAGCGAAUUAGGCCUCCUUGAUACACUCGACGAUCCGGAGCUCAAAUACCAUGAUUACACCGUCUUGCGACUUGCAGCCUCAUACGGCUUGCUGGAAACCUUCCGCAAACUUCUGUCUACACGGAACUUAGCUCUGGACCCAAACAAUCCCAUCCAUUGCUCUGCACUGGCCAACACAGCUUUGAAAGCGAACAUCGAUGUCGUCGGGUACUUCCUAGAAAUGGGUUUCGAUAUCAAUGCCUUGUACCCAAGGUCGGCAUCAAGAAAGAACAAGGCGCCUGAGGCUUUGAUAAUCCAAGUUCCCGCAGUGCGGCCGAGCUGCAGAGAUCCUUCCGACUAG